Molecule: messenger RNA, 1407 nt
Organism: Didymodactylos carnosus
Lineage: Eukaryota; Metazoa; Rotifera; Eurotatoria; Philodinida; Philodinidae
Source: the annotation of a GenBank genome assembly
AUGCAUCAUCCCACAAAAAAUUGUUCAAGUUCAUACACACACACACAUCAAUCGAUUAGAAUGCAUCAUCAUGUUUUUUUUCGUCCACAAAAAACAAAUGUGUCAUCCUCGUCGUCAUUGUUAAGUGAAACGAGUAAUGAUGAAAAUAAUUCCACAAUUAAGAGUCUUAUUUUUAAACCAUUAGAAAAACAACAACACUCAAAAGUAACAAUGAAAGAACGUGGUAUUCUUGGAGAAGUUGGAAAUAGAACAACAUCAACAACAACAAUCACAAACAAAUUAACAACACUUUCAAUUAAUAAAAAACCACCACCAACGUCGUUAUCAAAAGAAAAUUUAUCAACAAAAAAUGUUACGAGAGUCGUCGUUGUAGAAGAAGAAAUAGAGCAAAAAGAAGAAGUACAACAGAUUGAACAAAAUAAUUUACCACAACAAAAUGAAACACAAGAAAUAUUAAUAGAAACAACUAAAGUAACUGAUGUUCCACAAGAAUUUGAUUGCGACAGUAGCGAUUCAAAAAUAUUAGAUACGGUAUAUGAAUACAUUUAUGAUAUAUGUAAAUAUUGGAGAGAAUUAGAACAAAAAAUGCCAAUUACACCAAACUAUUUGCAACAUAGAAAAGGUACCGUAACGGCAAAUAAUCGCGCAAUAUUGAUCGAUUGGUUAUAUCAAGUACAUGACCGUUUUAAAUUAUUAUCUGAUACAUUCUAUACAACUGUACAAAUAAUUGAUCGGUAUUUACAAGCUGUCGAUGUUCAAAAACGUGACUUGCAACUAAUCGGUUCAACAGCAUUAUUUAUGGCCUGUAAAUAUGAAGAAAUGCGUAUACCAGAAAUGAACGAUUUAGUUUAUGUAUCAGAUAAUGCAUUCAGCAAAGAUGAUAUGAAAGAAAUGGAACGUGAUAUAUUUGAUCAAUUAAAUUAUGAUUUGGGACGACCAUUAGCUAUUAAUUUUCUACGGCGUUAUUCAAAAAUUGGUCAAGCAAGUGAUAUUGAACAUACAUUGGGUAAAUAUUUGUUAGAAUUAACAUUUACCGAUAUAUCGUUAGUUCAUUAUUCACCAUCAUAUUUGGCCGCAUGUGCCGCAUUCCUUGCACGCUAUUUAAUUUUGUUACAACAACAACAACAAAAAAAAGGCAUAACAAUAACACCACAAAUAAUUAAAAAAUUAACUGAACAUAUUUGGCCCACAGAUUUUUUUACAUAUCAUACAUCAUAUUCAUUUGAACAAUUAAAAUCUGGCAUUGAACAAUUAGGUCAAUUAUUAAUACAAAAUGAGAGUGGUUCAAAUAAAUUGAAAAGUGUUAAAAGAAAAUAUUCACAACCGUGUCUAUUUAGUAUAGCUACAAAUGAUUGUUGUAAACUUGUCUAUGUCCAAUUAGCAUUAAAUCGAUUAUUCAAACAAUAA